AAGUGUGUGCGCGUGUGUGAGCGAAUUUGAAUACGUUGAUAGUGUGAUUUCUUCAUGUAAACAAUUGAUUCGAAUUGAAACUUCCACGAACAACAAAACCACACGGUGCUGCUAAAAAACCCAUGAGUCACCUGACGUGGCCGCCGUGCCUCUCUCUCUCUCUCUGACCGAUAAUUUCCCCGCCCGAGCGCCCAAUCAACGUCGGGGAAGUACCUAAACCGAACGGAGGAGGAGCAUUCGACAUCGUUACGAAAAGCCAACCAUUCACGGAUUCAUUUACGUUUUGUUGCUCCAGCGCCACGGUCGAGAUCUUUUUACCCGCGACGCAAUUUCAAAAACAAAUAGAUAAAAUAGAUACAUGUGUAUAUGUAUAUGUGUGUGAUUGGUAUCAUUAAGUAAAAUGAGCCAUAUUUUCGAUUUGGACAAGGGCAAGAAUGUUCCGUACAUGAACGAUACCUCCAGUGGAUAUAGCAGCGGAAAUUCGACAACAUCCGCAAUGUCGCCAGCACAUUCCCCCGAAACGGCGCUUCAAACUGAUUUUGCAAAUCUGAUUCUACCACCAGCGAACUCACCUCAGACAAUGCAGAGUUCACCAUACCAGCUGUUUAAUACCGACGACACGAGUUUUGGAAACAUUUAUAUGGAUCCGGAUCACCAAUACUACGCCCAGUCCGUGGACGCAAGAGCACAGAACUUUGGAUACCAUCGAAGCAAUGGUGUGGUGUCCAAAACUGAGCUCGGGCACAUGCCCGCUGCCCUGCGCAUCGUGGAACAACCUGUGGAAAAGUUUCGCUUCCGAUACAAGAGCGAAAUGCACGGGACACAUGGCUCGCUCAACGGCGCCAACUCGAAGCGCACACCGAAAACGUUUCCCGAGGUGACGCUCUGCAAUUACGACGGACCGGCGGUGAUACGGUGCAGCUUGUUCCAGACGAACCUCGACAGCCCGCAUUCGCAUCAGUUGGUGGUGCGCAAGGAUGAGCGCGAUGUUUGCGACCCGCACGACCUGCAUGUGUCCAAAGACCGCGGCUAUGUGGCCCAGUUCAUCAACAUGGGCAUCAUACACACGGCCAAGAAGUAUAUUUUCGAUGAGCUCUUCAAAAAGAAGCAGGAUCGCCUGGUGUUCGAGAUGAAGCGUCGCGAGUUGUCCACCAAGGAGGUGCAGAAGCUGCACCAGGAGACAGAGCGCGAGGCCAAGGAUAUGAAUCUGAAUCAGGUGCGUCUCUGCUUUGAGGCCUACAAGAUUGAGGACAAUGGCAAUUGGGUGCCCAUUGCCACACCCGUCUUCAGCAAUGCGAUCAACAAUCGCAAGUCGGCGCAAACGGGAGAGCUGCGCAUUGUGCGGCUGAGCAAACCCACGGGCUCUGUGGUGGGCAACGAUGAACUCAUCCUUCUCGUGGAGAAGGUCAGCAAGAAGAACAUCAAGGUGCGCUUCUUUGAGGAGGACGAUGAUGGGGAGACCGUGUGGGAGGCGUAUGCCAAGUUCCGUGAAUCGGAUGUCCACCAUCAGUAUGCCAUCGUGUGCCAGACGCCACCCUACAAGGACAAGGAGGUGGACAGGGAGGUGAAUGUCUCCAUUGAGCUGAUACGACCCUCAGACGAUGAGCGCUCCUUCCCGCCCCUGCCGUUCCGGUAUAAGCCGCGCGACGCCAUCGUCUCGCGAAAACGCCGGCGCACAUGUUCGAUGGCCACCAACAGCAGUUCGGGCAGCAGUGCCCAAAACUCGCUGGAUCUGCCCAAGACCCUGGCUCUGGCCCAGCCGCAGGCAGUGCCACAGGGACAGCAAAUGCCCAUGGGGGAAGGGUCCUACAUUUACCACGAACAGACCAUUAGCCAGGAGUUUCCCAAGGACAUUUUUAUCCAGGACCUGAUGCCAUCCAUGCCAUCGAAAGAAUUUUACCAGAAGAUCGAGACAAGUCCCCAAGUGGUCCAGGAAAUGUGCGAUAUGGUAAAUUUGUACAGUCCGGUUGGCACGCUGGUGGAAGAUGGCCACGGCCGGGCAGCGGAGCGACCGCCUCCCCCAACGGCAGCACCCAACCGCAAUUGGACCCCGCACUUUUUGAGUGCCAUCUUCAAGAUCUACGAGGGGCAUCGACGGGCGCCAAAUGACACGUCGCGAAAACAGGUGGAGGAGAUGUUCACGGAACACGCCCUGCGGAACGACAACAAUGACACGCUGCUGCAUGAGGUGAUCAUCAGCCAGCGCACGGAAGGACAGCUGACGCAGGCCAUCCGAACCAUCGAGGUGAUGAAAUACUUUAAGCUGCACGAUCUGGCGAACAACGCACUCAAUGCGGAUGGGGAUAGUGCGCUACACGUGGCCUGCCAGCAUGAUCGCGCCUACUAUAUCCGUCCACUGCUGAGCCUUGGAUGUAGUCCGAAUCAGCAGAAUCAUGCGGGAAAUACGCCACUGCAUUUGGCUGUGAAGGAGGAGCGAAUGUCCUGCAUCGAUAGCUUCCUAAAGGGUGGCACUGGCAGUGGCAAUGGAGCGCCCACCGUUAGGCUCGACCUUUCGCUCAAAAAUGACGAUGGAUUGACGCCACUGCAUAUGGCCAUACGGCAGAAUAAGUACGAUGUGGCCAAGAAGCUGAUCAAUCACGAUCGCAGCUCCAUUAGCAUCGCAAACACAAAGGACGGCAACAAUGCCCUGCACAUGGCGGUGCUCGAGCAGAGCCAUGCACUGAUUGUGCUCAUUGUGGAUGCUCAGGACACUAGUCUUUCGGACAUACUCAUGGCACGCAAUGCAGCCGGCUAUACGCCGCUGGAGCUGGCUCGCUCGAAGGGCGAUGAACAGGUGUUACAGCUGCUGGAUAAGGUGUAUUCGGAGAAGAACGACCCGGCGGCCAUGACCUGGAUACCCAACAAAAUCAAAGAGGAACUAGACACUUCCUCCGAUGAGAGCAGCGAGGCGGCGCUCGAGAUCAAAACCGAGGAGAUGGACAUCAAAACGGAAACUGAAGAAGACAGCUGCGAAAAGGAAUUGGACGGCCAUGAAGUGGUUGGCAACGAGACGGAAGUGGAGACAAGCACUAAUCCCAGAUACAAUCUGCAGCUUUUGUUAAGCAACAAGCAGCGAUUCCAGAAGCUAAAGACUCUGCUAAACGAACCGAUUGGCAGCGGACCGGAUGCCCAGCAGCCCAAAUGGAAGCACUUGGCUCGCAUUUCGCAUAUGGAACGUUUCAGUUUCUUUUGGAUGGACGCCGGGGCCAUGCUCGAUUACAUACAGAACAAUGCCAAGUGCAUGGAGUACAGCACCUUUGCACUGGCCCUCGAGAUGAUCGAUCCGGAUGCAGCGGCACUUCUUAAUCAGGACUAGAAUUGAAUGCCUUACAGAGAAAAUACAUAUUAAAAUAUGUAUAUUUGAUCAAUAAAUUACCAGUUAAGUUGAUAUAUUCCUAAUCUUUACGACUAUAAGUGAAA
Molecule: messenger RNA, 3420 nt
Organism: Drosophila guanche
Lineage: Eukaryota; Metazoa; Arthropoda; Insecta; Diptera; Drosophilidae
Gene: Rel
Product: nuclear factor NF-kappa-B p110 subunit
Exons: 2
Coding region: 401-3316 (971 amino acids)
Biological process (GO): cellular response to stress; response to cytokine; inflammatory response
Cellular component (GO): cytoplasm
Molecular function (GO): protein binding; DNA binding; DNA-binding transcription factor activity
Source: RefSeq, a predicted model, not a curated record